AACACACUGGGCCUCAUUUGAUGUAAAUUAAGCAACUAAGUUAUUAUCACAUGGCUAUCAUUUAUAUUGAGUGCCUAAUAUGUGCCAGGCACUAUCCUAAGCAUUUUCUAUGUAUUAGCUAGUGUAAUUCUUACAACAGCUCUACCAUAAGUUAGCUUUACAAUUCCUAUCCUACUUUUAUAGAUAAGGAAGGAGACACAGUAAGUGGUUAUAGUGAAAGAUUUUCAAGUUGACUUUCAAGGAGGGAAAUUUAUGAGACUGGCUUUAUUACAAAGAGACAUUGCUCCAAGAAAACUAAUAGUGUUUAUAUGUAGCUCUGUAUUACUAAAGUAGUCAGUAUGGGCAUUUUAUGCUUAUGUAUCUUAGUCCCUAGAAGAAUUCAGAGCACAUAAGAAUCUACCAGUUUUGACUAAUAAUAGAUUUAGAAAAGUUGUAAUUCUCAGUGAAUUAUACCUGAAGCAUAUUCUUAAAGUGGGCUCUUGUUAAAGGCAACAGAGUGAUGGUAAAGAGCUUAGCUAGGCAGAUUAGAAUAAAGAAAUUCUCUCUGCCUCUGUUCUAAUUAGCUUAUCUCUCCUUUCAUAAGAUGCUGGUUACUUCAGAAAGGAAGUGAGAGGUACCUUUGAAAGUACAUUUUAAUUUAAGCUAAUUUAUAAUGGUUUUUGAAUGGUUGUGCAUUCUUUUAAAUGUUUGACUUUUCUUUCAACAAUUUGUUAUUGGGAGUUCAGUUAAGGAUUUUGCCUUCUCCUCAUUCCUUUGGUUUUAGCCUAAAUGAUUAUGUUUCCUCUUUUUGGGAAGACUUCUCUGGGUAUUUUGAUAUUUGUCCUGAUAGAAGGAAACUUUCCGUCAACAGCACAAACUUACUUAUCUUUAGAGGAGACCCAAGAACCCAAGAGUGCAGGUUCUUUAAUCCUGACCAACUUGGAAUCCGUAGAGCAUUCUCUAUCUGUCGAAAAGAAACAGCCUCCGGACCACAGAGAAACUGAGAUACAAUGGUUGCUCAGACGAAGGCGAUCCAUUCUGUUUCCCAAUGGAGUAAAAAUCUGUUCGGAUGAAAGUAUUACAGAGGCUGUGGCAAACCACGUGAAGUAUUUUAAAGUCCGAGUGUGUCAGGAAGCUGUGUGGGAAGCUUUCAAGACUUUUUGGGAUCGACUUCCUGGACGUGAGGAGUAUCAUCAUUGGAUGAAUUUGUGUGAGAAUGAAAUCACAAGUAUAUUUGAAAUGGGCAUGAAUUUUAGCCAGUCUGUGGAACAUAGAAGCUUAAUCAUGAAGAAACUGAUUUACAAGAAGGAAACUGUAAGCAGUUCCUGCAAUGACCAGACCUGUGGCCCUGAAAUGUCAUCUCCUGUUCCCGUUGGAGAAUCUUCAACAAUGGGAGAUGCUGCUCUCAGUGUUCCAUAUCCAGGAGUGGUUUCCUAUGAAGGAGUCUCAGAAAGCAGCUUGGAGAGACCUGAGGAGAGUAUUAGCAAUGAGAUUGAGAAUGUGAUAGUGGAACCCACAAAACCAGCAGCUGAGCAGAUUGCAGAAUUCAGUAUCCACCUUUUGGGGAAGCAGUACAGGGAAGAGCUACAGGAUCCUUCCAGCUUCCACUACCAGCAUCUUGCAGAAGAGUUUAUUUCAGAGGUUGAAAAUGCAUUUACUGGGUUGCCAGGCUACAAGGACAUUCGAGUACUUGAAUUUAGGUCCCCCAAGGAAAAUAGCAGUGGUGUAGAUGGUCGCUUUGCAGUUACUUUCAAUGGUGAAGCCAUCAGCAACACCACCUGGGACUUAAUUAGCCUUCACUCCAACAAGGUGGAAAACCACGGCCUUGUGGAAUUGGAUGAUAAACCCACUGCUGUUUAUACAAUUACUAACUUCAGGGAUUAUAUUGCUGAGACACUACACCAGAAUUUUUUGCUGGGGAACUCCUCCUUGAAUCCAGAUCCUGAUUCCCUUCAGCUUAUCAGUGUGAGAGGAAUUUUGCUUCCCCAAACUGAAGACAUAGUUUGGAACACCCAAAAUUCAAGUCUUCAGGCAACCCCACCUUCUAUUCUGGAUUAUACCCUUCAAGGUGAAUGGCCCUCAGCAGAUGAAUCUACCACCAGCAGUAUUUCACCACUUGAUUUCAGCUCUGGUCCUCCCUCAACCACUGGCAGGGAACUCUGGUCAGAAAGCCCUUUGGGUGAUUUAGUGUCAACGCCCAAAUUAGCCUUUCCCUCGAAGAUGGGCCUCAGUUCUUCCCCAGAAAUUUUAGAGGUUAGCAGCUUGACUCUUCAUUCUGUCACUCCAGCAGUGCUUCAGACUGGCUUGCCUGUGGAUUCUGAUGAAAAGACUUCUGGAUCUCAAUUAUUAGAAGAUGGAUUAAUCAAUGUUGAAGGAUCAGAAGAUUUCCUUUCUGUUGAUCCAUUUCUUUCAAGUCCAUUCAUUCAUCAUGUGCCUAAAGAAACAAUACCAUCCAUGGAAGACUCCGGGCUGCCUUUGACAUCCUCACCAUUUCUGGCCUCCUCUGCCACAUUAAAUCUUCUAGCUAAAGAAAUAACCGCACCUUUUGGCUUAGACUCCUUGGCCUCCAAAGUUAAAGACCAAUUAGAAGUGAGCACUUUGCUUCCAGACAUAUACAUGGAAAAAGAGUUCAUAUUUGAGAGUGGUUUAGGUUCAGGAUCUGGGCAAAAGGUGGAUCUGAUUACUUGGCCAUGGAGCAAUAGUUCAUUAGAGAAGAGGACUGAACCACUGUCCAAGUCAUGGCUUGAAGAUGAAGAUUCACUUUUUCCAACCGAGGGUAUAGAUGAGAAACUUGUUUUAGAUUACAAAAUAGAUUCCACGGAUGAAAUUAUUGAGCGUUCUUCAAAAGAUGGACAUAAUAGGUCCACAGACUUUGUAGAGGAAGAGUCCCUUGGUGGACCUACAGUACCAAUCUUUGCAGAGACUCCAUCUGUACCUCUAAUUCUCUCCAAACACACUUCUGAGGUACCUGACACUGAUUAUUACUCAGUUACCAAAGCACCUCUUCUAUUGGCAUCUACAGUGAUCUCAGCCUCUACUAAUAAACCAGAUCAAAUAGACUCCUUUUUAAAGGAGGAUAUGGAACAAACUACGGAGUCAUCUGACUAUGAAUGGUUUGACAGCAAGAGUUCAACAGUGAAACCAGACAUGCAAUCUUUGUGGACCCUAUUGCUAGAAUCAGAUGCAGUUUGGCCAGGAACUUCUUCCCUAGGGAAAUUGUCCAGAGACACAUUGGCAAGUGCAACACAGAGGACUGACAAACUCUGGUUGAAAGCUUCCAUGACACAGUCUACCAAAUUGCCUCCAACCACAAGCUCCACCCAGCUGGAGGAUGAAGUCAUUAUGGACGUGCAGGAUAUUUCAUUAGAAUUGGACCGGGUAGGCACAGAUUACUAUCAGCCUGAGCUAACUCAGGAGGAAAAUGGCAAGGUUGAUAGCUAUGUGGAAAUAUCUACAGAUAUUCACGCCACAGAGAUGGCUAUUGUGGCUUGGCCCACAGAAGGAGGUGACUUGAGUUAUACCCAGACAGCAGGAGCUUUGGUGGUUUUCUUCAGUCUCCGAGUGACUAAUAUGAUGUUUUCAGAAGAUCUGUUUAAUAAAAACUCGUUGGAGUAUAAAGCCCUGGAGCAAAGAUUUUUAGAAUUGCUGGUUCCCUAUCUCCAGUCAAAUCUCACAGGAUUCCAGAAUUUGGAAAUCCUAAACUUCAGGAAUGGCAGCAUUGUGGUGAACAGCCGAAUGAAGUUUGCCAAGUCUAUACCUCAUAAUAUCAACAGUGCUGUAUACAUGAUUCUGGAAGACUUUUGCACCACUGCCUACCAAACUAUGAACUUGGCUAUUGAUAAAUACUCCCUUGAUGUAGAAUCAGGUGAUCAAGCCAACCCUUGCAAGUUUCAGUCCUGCAAUGAAUUUUCCGAAUGUCUGGUCAACACCUGGAGUGGAGAAGCAGAGUGCAGAUGCUACCCUGGGUACCUGAGUGUGGAAGAACUGCCCUGCCAGAGUGUCUGCAACCUACAGCCUGACUUCUGCUUGAAUGAUGGAAAGUGUGACAUUAUGCCUGGGCAAGGGGCCAUUUGUAGAUGCCGGGUGGGUGAGAACUGGUGGUAUCGAGGUGAACACUGUGAGGAGUUUGUGUCCGAGCCCUUGGUGAUAGGCAUCACCAUCGCCUCUAUGGUUGGACUUCUCCUGGUCUCUUCCGCUGUCAUCUUCUUCCUCGCCAGGACUCUUCAAGCUCAGUAUGCCAGGAGAGAAAGAGAGAGGCCCUUCAGUCAGCCUGAAACCCUCAUAUCCAUUGAGACUGCUGUGAAAUACAACCCCGUGUCCGAAAGCCACACAGCUGGAUGUGAGCAGUACGAGGGGCCCUAUCCUCAGCAUCCCUUCUACAGCUCUGCUGGUGGAGAGGUGAUUGGUGGUCUGAGCAGGGAAGAGAUCAGACAAAUAUAUGAGAGCAGUGAGCUUUCCAGAGAGGAAAUUCAAGAAAGAAUGAGAAUUUUGGAACUCUAUGCCAAUGAUCCUGAGUUUGCAGCUUUUGUGAGAGAGUAUCAAAUGAUGGGACUAUUUGACACCUAAGGAAAUUGUUGAAGAUGCUGUGCAUGUUGUGGAGACUCCUGAAAACCUCUGAACAUCUGACUUGGCCCCCGAAAGGUGCCGCCAACCUUGCUGAAUGCUGUGAGAGCAAUAUCACCAGGAUCCAGCCUUUGAAACUAGAAUACUCACUCCUCUCUGCAUCUCCAGCCAGGAGAUGUCAUGCAGCUCCAUUUCAUUUGUCCCCAGUAGAAAGAACUUGACUGUCAUUUUCAUCUUUCCUAAGACCUUCUAUAGUCCCCUCAGAGACACCUGCCUAAAUGUGUUCCCUGGAUUAAAAAUGCAUCUCUUCUAGGCUAAGACAUUCAGGAGAGCCUAAUUAGAAACAUACAGAUUGACUACAUGCUUCAGUUGCUUCUAGUGAAUUUUCUGUUUCGUUAAAGUAUACAAAACAAUUCAUGUAACAAAUUUAAGCAAGAAGAUCCUGCAAAACAAAAGAAAGUCCACACAGACACUGACUAUAACUUCACAGGGGAUGGGUAUUCAUAGAACAAAGAUGGCAUUAAAAAUGUUAGGCACAUAAUCCAUGCAUUGUUUUCAGUUUUCACUUAGUUUCAGAGUUUUCAUAUACCAGGAGCCCAAGAAAAUGUUAAUGGACUUGAUUUAGCAUACAGUAAAUGCAUUGCAUGGUCUUUGUAGAGUGGGUUUUUUUUUUUUAACAGCCUAACAUAGGAGGACUUUCCUACUAAGAAAGAAAAGAGAAACGAUUGAUGAUUUUAGGAACAUAGCUUGAUGGUGUAUUACAACAAAAGUUCCAUAACUUCUUGCUUUAUAAAUUAAUUGCUCUUUGUUUUUUCAUGGCAGGGAAGAGCUUUAACUAGAACUCCUAUUUUGAAACUGAUUAGAAGCCUAGAGAAGAUGGAGAUCGCUUGUUACCCAUGUCAUAUAAUUAACCUGGAUUUUGAACUCUGUUGGAUGGAGAGUUUUCUUAAAAAAAAAAAAAAAAAUUGGAGGCACAUUUUUUCCAGCUUAAAUUUUUGGAAUGUAAUGAGAGAUGUGAUAAUCUUUAUACUUGUAGGUAUUUAAAGAAAUUCAAAUCUGCAUGAGUUCUGAAAAGUAUUUGUAGGAAAAAAGUCCAGCCUGGGAGUUAGGAUUGCACUUGCUAUCUGCCUCAGAAUCUUUGAGUGCAUUUCUUAAAAACUGUGCCUCAGGUUUCUCAGCAGGAAAAUAAGGUGAGAGUCUUAUAAAAGAAGUCAGGUUCAAUGAAUGAAUACUUUGUAGCAUAUUUGUUAUUGUCAGGUGGAAUGGGAAGCCUUGGAGUAGUCUUAAUGUAGUUUACAGUCAGACAUUCAUUUAAAUAACAUGUUGAGUUUUUUUUUUUUUAGGUCAAACUGCUGAAGAAAAAGCAACCUUUUUGCUGCAGUAGACAGUUAGGGUUACACUUUGGGCUUCUACCAGAGUUUUGAAUUUCCUGAACACAUAAAUCGAGAUCACAUGAUUGUUAUGCUGAGUAUAUCAAUAUCCGAAUUUUUCAGGUGUCAGGGAAAAAUAUGUGUAUAAAGUCUAGAGGGUCUCCAUUAGACUACAGGUGAAUUUCAUCAUGUGGACAAGAAGAAACUGGGCUUGGGUCAAGGCUACAGCACUGGGAAUAUAUUUUGAUGAUUGACUGGUAGACUGAGUCAGUACUAAUGGCUUCUCUGACUCUGCUUCUGAUAUCUAAAGAUGUCCUGAACAAAUUCUGGAUCUUCUCUACUUUCUGGUAUAUUAAUUUGGAAACCAUAUUUAACUACCUCAUGUAGCAUGGAUUGCUCUUUAGCAUUGCUUCUCCUUUGUGUAAUACUCUUGUAUCUGAAUUAAUUCCUGUUACAUCAAUACAUGACUGGACUUUUAUUGCAAUUUAAAUUUUUAUUUUUUAUUUUAUGGGUAGGAAAAUUCAUUAUGUUAAUUUUGACAGAACACAGAAGUUUUCCUCUUUCUCUAAAGUGUUUUUUGAAUGGGUAUUUUGUGGAGGGGCUAAGGAGAGGGCCAAAUAAUCGUUACUAUUAAUAUUAAAUUGCAAGAGCAAUAUGUUAUUAUUGAUACAGCUAUUUUAUAUGAGAUGUCUUAAUGUUUUCCAGAAACAAUCUUUGAACAUUCUGUUUUCUUUCUGUCCAGAUGUAACUAACCAGGGAUAGAUUGACCAUAAGAUAAAAUACUUGGUUCACUUUUUUUCUUUCCAACAUGAUGACUGUCAAUUUCACUUUUUAUGAGGAUACAAGAAACUAUAUCUGUGGUCUGGGUACAUGACACAGUAAAGCCAUCAGAAGUCUUCAAGAUAUCCAGAUUUUGCAGCGCACAUAUGGGAAACAGAUAGUGUGGUGUGGGUAUGGGUGUGUGUGUGUGUAUGUGUGUGUGUGUGUGUGUGUGUGUGUGUGUGUGUGUUUGGCGUAUGUGUUAAGGUAGCUCCCCUUAUCGCGGUAGUCCUCUCAUUCCCAACUCACAUAAUGGAUUCUCUAUAAGUUCAGCAUUGGUACAAACCACAGCCAGGACAUUUUCUACUGGGCCCAUUUGAAAAGUGAUUAAUUAUCUUUGAAGCAUUAUAAACAUUAGUGAUAUUUGUUACUGCUAAAUGCUUGAUUAAUUUGUAAAACUUCGGAAGAUUUUUACUUAAGAUUUUAAACUUUUUUCCUAAAAUUCCUUGUAUUGGAUGAAAAAGAUUUUUUUUUUUUAAUCACAAAUUAACUCUAGACUGCAACUCUUUGAAUGCCUGCUUGCUGGAAGAAUUAUAGACGGACAUAAAAGGAAUCUAGAGCAACUCACCACAUGGAACAUUUAAGAGUAGCAUAAACUAGGCCAAAGGAGAAUCGUUUUCCAUAAACAAGCAGCGAAGGGGGAAUUUGGGAAUCCCGAUGCACGUCUCUGUCUCUGAUUUCCUUUUGCAUGACUUCUUCAUGCAGGAGCAAAUCGCUUAGCUCUACAUGAAUGUUUGCUUCUCACUUAUCAACUGGAGGAGUUAAGAAAUCUAUCAGAGAAAGAACAGGAGGCCUCAGUCCAGGAAUAAAGACUUUAGUGCUACCUUUGCUACAGCUUAACCACAGUGGAAAAGAUCAGAAAAUGCAGUUUCCACAGUGAAGAUCCACGACAUACAAAGUAAAGGCCUAAAGGAACUAUCAUUCUGGUCUGUCAGUCUGGCAGGUCAAACUACCCUUAAAGAGCAGGGGAUAUCUUCUUGUCAAAAGAGCUUUCUCCAGGGUAAUGUAAUGGUAGGCAGUUAUUUAAAAGUAUGAUUGAGGAAUGAAAUAGUCUCAUUAUUAGAACAUUCUUGUUAACCUAGCAACGUAUUAUUCAAUGAUGCUAUCACCUUAUUUGAAAACAAUAAAAUGUAGUUAGUACUAGAAGUACAUGGUACAUAAGUCAAACUGUGUGUGGUUUUUUUGGAUCCAAAAGGUACUUUGGAGUCUUCUCGAGGUAGCUUUUAUAAUUAAGUGCACAUACACGAUUCUUAUUAUUUUUAUGGGUUCUGGAUAAAGGGGAAUUUUUGAUAAAUAGGUUUCCAUUUUACCAUUGCAGUGAUUUAAUGGCAUUUAGUCACAUUUCUGUGGCCUAAAGUCCUGUUUACUUUACAUAAUGAAACAAGUGCAGGUUUUUACCUGAUGAUUUUAUUUCCAUCUUUUCCUUGUUUUUCCUUUUGCAGUAUCUAGUCACCUGGGUUUGCUUCUUCUCCUCCCCAUCCCCCUUUUUUUGCCACAUAGUGAAUUGAGGUUGAACAACUCUGACUUAACAUGACCUCUGACAAAAAGAUGGAAACUGCACAAAUAUUCUUUGUAGACUCUCAAAAUGUGUUGGCUCAAAUAUGAUACCUGAGCUAGUUAUUAAUUUGCAUGCUUGUUUUACAAGCUUACCUUCCAUUUCACAAUUUAGGCACCUGGUAUCUUGGAGUCAUUUUCAUAUUUUCAACAAAGGUUGCUUCAACAUCUACCAGCCCCUGGAUUGAAUUUACAUUUUGCAAGAGGAAGAAAAGAUGCCAUAUUUAUAUCAAAGGAAACAGCUGAUUUACAAGAAUAAUUUAUCUUUAUUAAAUUGAGAUGUUUUAGCUAAAGGAAAAAAUGGGUCAAGUUUUCUUUUCUACAAUGUUUCUAACAAUUCCCUGGAGGAAUGGGUGGGGCCAGCCUUCUUCAUACCCAAUCCAGGUGCUAUGAGUCAUUGAUCCUAACGCACUCUAUUCCCUAGUGUGUAAUAAAUGCAGGAAAAUGGCGUGAAGGUCAAUGUCUGCAAAUCAAUUGUGUUUCACACAGGAUCCUGGCUGGAAAUGGGCAAGUGGUGGUGGUAGGGUACCACAGUGUAACUGAUGGUGAAAGGAAUUUGCCUGGAAAUUUCCUUGACGCAUGCAUUUUGUGAAACCUUACACUCCUCCCAUGUAAGGUUAAAGCACUCCCUUCAGGAUAAGGUGGCACAAGUUAAAGCUCUCCCCUCAGCCACUCAGUGACAGCUACAACCUAGCUUAAAUGAGUUCCCAUCCUGUUUCUGUUUUUUUUUUUUCUUCCUUAGAUUUUCUUACUUUUUUAGAGAUUAAGGGCAUAAAUAGGAAAAAAAGUAACCAUGGUACCCGAGAAUAUAGGUAUAAUUAUUUAUAUACUGAGACUAUGUGAUGAUUCUUAAACAAUAAUAUACCUACCAUGUUGUAUGUUCAAUAUUCUGAAGUAUGGCUAAGAAAGGACGUUUCUUUUUUCACCUUGUAUAUAAUGAUAUUUUACCCAAAGUAUGGAUCAGAUCAAUUAAUGUUAUUUUCUUGAAUUUUUCUAGUCUCAACAUUGCCUAAUUAGAAAUAGAAAUUUAAGUCUUUCAUGUAUAUGUAA
Molecule: messenger RNA, 9335 nt
Organism: Choloepus didactylus (southern two-toed sloth)
Lineage: Eukaryota; Metazoa; Chordata; Mammalia; Pilosa; Megalonychidae
Gene: IMPG2
Product: interphotoreceptor matrix proteoglycan 2
Exons: 20
Coding region: 769-4545 (1258 amino acids)
Biological process (GO): visual perception
Molecular function (GO): hyaluronic acid binding; heparin binding
Source: RefSeq, a predicted model, not a curated record